AACAAGGGCCCAGUUUCAAACUUGUGUGUGUGUAGUUUUAGCAUCUCUGAAAACGGUGUAGAGAUUCUCCACACAGAUCAGGCCAGAGCAGACCACAGUUUCAGAUUGGUUUUCAGAGACGGCGCAAAUCUCAUUUGCUGCCUUUACCGUCUACUAAAAGCAGCUUUCUCUCCCAACUGGGUUCCCAGAUCCGUUUCUCACACUCACUGCACUCACAACAAACUUUUGCUCUCUUCCGUGGUGGUUUCGGUUUGGUUGUGAUCAACAGUUAGUUUUUUUUCACCAACACUUUCCCCCAAGGUAGGUACACAAUAAUCUCAAGGCUCGCCAAGGCAUAAACAAAGUCUGAAGCGGCCCAAUUCUGACCAUAACCAUUGUUCCGAGACAGAUGAUAAAUUUAAAAGUGGGUAAAGCAGGGAAAGGCUUCUGUGACGAGAUUUCUUCUCCUGGGCGAAGUAUCAGCGUCAAUUUUAUCUCUUGCUACUCGCUCUUUGUGAACAUAACGUUUUAGUGGGAUCCCAGUUGAUCCCUUAAACUUACAUUUGCGUCAAGUGUCAGAUUCUGCUGCAGCAGGAGCAGCUCGUUGUCAACUGCUUGUACUAUUUUAUAACCUCGUGGACGGUUUUUGUGAUUGUGUGACUCGGUGGAAUUUGCAUUGCAACAUCGAUCUACUAUGGUCUGGGAACACGUUACAAUAUACCUGAAUUGGACCCUGUAGUCGCCCCGUCGUUAGAUUUAAGCCAGAGAAAACGAGAAAGAAAGGGAUUUUGUGAGGAGGGAGAAAGAUAAACCGAAAAAAAAGUUGUUCAUCGCGCAACCAUCGCAUUACCCGUCAGUCAGACUCGUCUCACAGAAGAAGUGAGAGAGCAGGGAACAGUUAUCUUUCAGUUCAUGACAUUUGUAACUUUUCCCAAAUUCUGUCUCGGCUUAACGAGGAGAGAGGAGUAGUAGGAGACGAGGCCGGAAGUGAGGUUUCUGUUAGAAAAAUGAAUUAAUAAAUCCCGUCAUUUUCACCAUUAUCACACCAUUCUAGUAGCAAACUUUGCGUUCGUGAUGUCAGUUUGCAUGCGUAAUUGAUGGACGAGAUACGUGGCGAGGUGCUAAUUAAAUUUCCAGGUGUGGUUUGACUCUAGAAACAGCAGUGAUAGAUAGAUAGGUUGCAAAUGGUGUAUCGCUAUUAAGAGGUACCACUUAUCUUGUUCACUCACUACAACAUUUUCGACAACACCCAUGUCGAAGUCGACGAAUCUGGCGACCAAGGCGAAAAAUGUGUUUCUCAAGAAGGGCAGUGGGCCUAAGAGGAAGGAAGGCGGCGGAGGUGGGGGUGAUGCCAUGUUCGGGGCGAAAAAGAAAGAGGAUGAAGUUGACGAAUUAACUCUACACGUGGCUCGAUAUCGUCCCGAAGAGCUGAGUAAGUUGGCCAAGAACACAAAAUUCUCACGGAAGGAGAUCCAGUUAAUCUACCGCGGUUUCAAGCAGGAAUGUCCAACCGGCCUUGUUGAUGAGGACGCGUUCAAGGAUAUCUUCGCCCAGUUCUUCCCACAGGGGGAUGCUACCCAAUAUGCCCACUAUGUCUUCAACACUCUCACCAAGAAUUCCUCUGGCCAAAUUAGUUUCGAGGAAUUUCUCGGAAUUCUUUCCAAAGUGUCGCGAGGUACGAUGCAGGAAAAGCUUCACUGGGUCUUUGGGCUGUACGACUUAAACGGUGAUGGACUUAUUACCAAGAAGGAGAUGCUUGACGUGGUGACCAGCAUUUACGAAAUGUUGGGACACAAUACGGAACCCCAAGUGGAGGAACACUCUGCCAAGGACCACGUCGAGAGGAUAUUUCAUCAAAUUGAUCUCAACAAGGACGGCGUCGUCACAAUCGAUGAGUUGGUUGAAUGGUGCUCCAGAGACCAGACGAUACUUCAAUCGUUCGAGAUGUUGGACACCGUGUUGUGAUUCCGCUUUCGACAAGGAAAAUCGCUCACUCAUCGAAAUCCAAUCUAAUAUCGUUCUGAAUUUACACGAUUACUAAUAUUUAAAAAAACUUGUAAAAAAAAACUUCAUGUCUUGAUGAGCUAUGUUCGAUUUUAUUAGUGAUUUUAUUGCGAUGAUGAACAAAUAGUCAUCGCCAUUUGUAGUGUUGUCUGAUAGUAAAUAUAAUGAGACGCGACCUGCUGUAAAAGCCACAUAUAAAGACAACGUGGGACUUUAAUAAUAAUUUAAUAGUUAGUAAAGCGUCACCAUUUCAAAAACUUACUCCUCUCAAACACCUUCCCAAAAACAAUAACUAGCUGUAAUUGGAACGAGUUGGUUUAAAACUCGUUUGGUCACCCGAUAUAUAAUUUACUACGAUAUGCAUUUGUAUUUCGGUUACAGUAUUGUCCGUGGGUUUAAACAUUUCACCCAAGAAAAGUAGAGUAAUUUGUACUGCAUGUACGAAAAGUAGAAAGUAGAAAGUUUAGCAUAUCGUUGAAUUUAUAUAUCGAUAAAAUAAGUGAUUCGUGUCUAUAUCUUGAAAGUGAUACGUGGCAGACAAUGUUGUAUUUUCUUUGUAAUAUAUUAUGUUAAGUAAGGUCAUUCCUUAAAGUAAGCUACACGUAUCGCUUAGUGUGUGUGAUCUUGAGAAAUUCAUAACCCCGUACCAAUUUAAAACUUGAACCUAUAACUAUUAAACUUUACCUUGUCUAUGUAUCUUUGUAACACACGAUCCACGCAUGCUACCGUCUGUUGACAUAAUAAAAGCAUUGCUACAACAG
Folsomia candida is the source of this 2744-nucleotide messenger RNA. Its product is annotated as Kv channel-interacting protein 4. The record is from RefSeq and is a predicted model, not a curated record. The coding region runs from base 1231 to 1944 and encodes 237 amino acids. Gene Ontology annotation, molecular function: calcium ion binding. NCBI's taxonomy places the organism in Eukaryota, Metazoa, Arthropoda, Collembola, Entomobryomorpha, Isotomidae. The transcript has 6 exons.